UACACGGAAUGCAUACCUUUAUGAAAACGAACACAAGGCUAGCCGUUUCCCUGAUAGUCGCACAGUUUCACAGAGCAGUUCUGAUCGUGUCAUAGACCCAGCACGGAAACGUUAUUCUUGUUUCCCGGACUUCACCAAGAUACCUGGGUAUAACCGGUGCGUGAAGGCGCUGUUGGCUCUACUCGCCCCUCAGCCACUUCCCAGUUUUCUCGGCGUUCCUCUAUCAAGAUACGUCUUGCGAGUUUCAUCAGCUUCACAGGUCGGGAAGUUCUCCCCGUGUGCUCCAUCACAAGCCCCUGGGAUAACUUUCAGCCACGUCCUCGAUAUCACCUCUCCAUUUCCGUUGCGUAAUUCUCACUGAUUGGCAUUUGAAGCUUGAUUUGCAUUGGUUUAUGCAGGUUCCACUGUUGGAACUGUGAGUGAGUGGAACGCGCCCAAAUGAGGAAUAAGGGGCUACAGCUGGAGAAGUCCGAGGUGAUUCGGCUCACCUCGGACGAGAUCAACCACAAGAAACUGCGGAGCCGUAAACUCCACAACUACACCAUCCUGCAUUACUCGCCCUUCAAGGCCGUCUGGGACUGGUUCGUGCUGCUCCUGGUCGUGUACACCGCCAUCUUCACGCCUUACGCCGCCGCCUUCCUCCUCAACGACGACGAGCGGCGGGCCAAGCUCAACAAGGAGGCCGAGACGCGGGCCGGAGAAGGGCUGUCUUCCAGCUACACCGAGCCGCUGGUCAUUCUGGACCUGAUCGUGGACAUCAUGUUCAUCGUGGACAUCUUCAUCAACUUCCGCACCACCUUCAUCGACGACGUGAAGGGGGAGGUGGUGUCAGACCCGGCCAAGAUCGCUAAGCACUACCUAAAGGGCUGGUUUGUUAUCGACGUGCUGGCGGCCAUCCCGUUCGAUCUGAUCCUUUUCGGCUUGGCUAACGAUGAGAAAACUACCACAACCAUGGGUCUGCUCAAGUCGGCCCGCCUGCUCCGGCUGCUACGCGUGGCCCGCCGCCUGGACCAGUACUCACAGUACGCACCUGCCGUCAUCUUCCUGCUGAUGUGCGCCUUCACGCUGGUGGCUCACUGGAUGGCCUGCUGCUGGUACUCCAUUGGGGAGGGGGAACGGGACUUGGACUACGGCUGGCUCAACCAGCUGUCCAGGGACAUCAACGAGACAUAUAGGGAAGACGACACGGGAGGUCCGUCUGCACAGUCCAAAUACGUGACGUCAUUGUAUUUCACGCUGACGAUCCUGACCACGGUGGGCUUUGGCAACGUGGCACCCACCACAGACGUGGAGAAGCUGUUCGCCAUAUGCAUGAUGCUGGUUGGCUCCCUCAUGUUCGCCUGCAUCUUCGGUAACAUGACGGCUAUCAUCGAGCGGCUGUACGAGGGUAUGGCCCGCUACCACCAGCAGCUCACUUUGGUCAAGGAGUUUGUCAAGUUCCACAAUGUGCCUCACCCGCUGCGGCGACGCCUGCAGGAGUACUUCAAGCACGCUUGGGUCUACUCAAACGGGAACGACUUGCAGGAAGUCGACGAGGUCAUGAAAGAUUUCCCCGACUUCCUGCAAGCCGACAUCUCCCUCCACCUCAACCGCAACCUCCUGAACGGCUCGCCGGCCUUCAAGGGCGUGGAGCACGGCUGCUUGAGGGCGCUGUCGGUCAAGUUCCAGAACACCCACACGGCCCCCGGGGACAUCCUCUUGCAUCGAGGCGACAGCCUUAACCAGAUGUACUUCAUCUCCCGGGGAUCACUGGAGAUUCUCCGGGGCAAUGUUGUCUUGGCAAUACUUGGUAAAAAUGACGUGGUGGGCGAAAACUUUUGUCAGCGGCCUCUGGUAGGGAGGUCAAAGGGCACAGUCAGAGCAUUAACAUACUGUGACCUUUUGACACUGUAUCGGGAGGAUCUGAUGGACGUCAUCAAGAUGUAUCCUGACUUCCGGGAACACUUCGCUGAGAAAGUCGAAGUCACAAUCGACAUGAGAGAUACCGAGCUCGAUAAAAUCGUGCCAGACAUCGCCCCAAAGAUGAACCACUGGCCUUCCACUAAGACCGUCCUCAACCGCCGCUUCUCGGCCGUGGUGGCCGCCGCCCAGGCCGCCCGCAAGAGCAAGGAGCAGCAGCAGCAGAGGUCGGGGCAGGGCGGCGGCGCUGGCGGGGGAGGCAGCGGAGGCCGGGUGGAGCUGACCCCUUGCCCCAGCACGGAGACAGUGGCCUCUAAGGCCGGCUCCGAGGCUAGCUGCCGGGACUCGGCCUUCACCUUCCAGAGCGGGAAGUGGAAAAGGAAGCCCAGCAAAAUCAACACUGUGGUCUCCAUAGAAACCAAAGACGAUGAGGACAAAGAUGAAAGCGACCCCGAGGUUCCCCUUAUGCAACGCAAAUACAGACACUACACUGAGCCCCACCAGCGUGGAAGCAAGACCGCAGAACAAAAACACUCCCUCGUCAGGGACGCUCAUCGGUCUGUGGAAAAGGCGGUGGCGCUGUCCUCGCUCGGUAACCGCGAGGCUCCUGAGGGCGCCGUGACCGCCUCCCUGCCUUCGGUCAGCCCCAGGGCCGGCGCGGCCGACCCGGACAACAAUAACGUCGGCUACUUCGUGGACAACAACGCCAUCCACAGCCGUAUCGACGGCCUGUACACGCAGUUGGGCGCCAUCGAGAGGAAGUUCGACGAGCAGAAGGCGGCCAUCAUCGAGUGUCUUAUCGGGAAGUCCCGGCCCGGGGGCAGGGAGGGACGGCCCGCCGCUUACCUGGGCACCCACCCGGUUGGGAAUACGAGAUCCAUGGAUCGUCGGCCAGACGAUGUGUCAGGGCCUACUCGGGACGCUGCAGGUGGUGAUCCAAAUUCUGGCCCGACCCUGGACAAACAGAAGCAGGAUCCCAGUUACAGCAACCACAGCGACCACCCACUCAUAGAGCUGGGCGUGGCCACCACGCCCGUGGCCAACGCCCUUGGCGGGGCCCCACCCGAGGGAACCGCCCGGACUGCUUCCGAUCGCCCCAAGCCUGUGGUGGUCACCUCCUCUUCCCUACCUCCGCAGCAGGACAGCCGGCCUCCCGAGGCCUCCGAGAAGCUACCUCAGCUGCGAACCAAGAACUUCCGCCAGCGGGGGGCGGGCCCAGGCCGCUCCCGUGGUAACGGCCGGCCCUUCUCUGUGCCAGGCCGUGUGUCCAUGGGCAGCCGCUCCCCUAACGCCCGUGCGCCCUCGCUGACCUUCCCCGUGCUGAAGGGCGAGGAUGAGAGCGGGGAGGUCAUCUGGCUGGAGAGACGGGGCGAAGAGCUCAGCGGGUCUCGAAUCUCCUCGACGUCAUGUUGAUGCUUGGUAGCCCACAUUGCAUAAAGUUUGCUUGUUAAAUGAGGAAAAAAGACACCCGUCAUCUUGCAUGAUGCAUUAUCCUGGAUUUGAAUACAAAACUUUCGCUUUCACAACAAAAUACAAAACUAGCCGACCCAGACUAGCAUAAGUUUUCACUCCACCCUCCCGCUUCGAUCUGCGACAAUGAACCCUGAGCUGGACUUAGAGAGGGCGCAAUUUUCCUAGCAACGGGGGCUCCUUUAAGUAGGAACUGCACUUCGCUGGUUCACAGACGACUAUGAAAUGCACACGUUGCAGGCGCGUCGCUACCGACCGACAUGGCUCUUUCCAACCAAUGAGGGGGUGCUUCUGCCCAAGGGGGAUAGGCUGUCUAUUUGUCAGUGCCAACAUUCAAAAAAUCAUGGUUGCUUAACCCAUCUAGGCAUAUUUAUUUUGAAGUCAAAUAUUUUUGCCUAGACAUUAACCAUGGCUUAAUACGACGGCUUACAACUUUAACGUACUUUACCAUUGAUCAAUAAGUUUCUGACUCUUAAAGCAUAGAACACUGCAAAGAAGCUAAAGGACUUGUGUACAGAUAGUUUUUUUUGGUUUUCGCCAAGUCAUUUGGUCCCUCUUCAAAAUCAAUUUUUUUUUGGAACACAGAUUUACUUUACUUACUUCCUCACAUACAUGUACUUGUUUUCUGAGGGCCAGAAUUUCAAACUAUAUUGAAAGCGUUUGAAGUUUCAAAGACAUACCAAAAACACACUAUGAAAAAGAUUCCAGUAGGUAUUUCCUUGUGAGAAGUGACAAUAAUGCUAUGAUACGACACAGCUAUAAUAAAGCGCUUUUUUCGGACGGUACGGGCAAUAAAUGAAUAAUCGUGUUGUGCGGUGAGCACCGUGACUGAGCGUUGCCGGUCGGCGGACCAACUUUAUUCAACUGACUGACAAGAUCGAACAGAGACGGACGGCUACCCAGGAAAUUAAGAGAUUUGAACAAAACAUCAAACCGACAGACAAGUACGCUAGACUAAAUCGGAGCAGCUGGCUCUGAAAGAAAAAUAGAUAGUGGUCUGCCAUUCUGGAAAAAAAAUGGUAGGAUUCACCAAUGUUAUAAAAAAUGCUUGGAGUUUGGUGACCACUGUUCUGUAAUGAGGAUCCAACUUGGACAAGGGGGACAAAAAUUGGUGUCGUCAUUUUUUUUAGCGUAUGGCAGUCGGACAGCAUGGCCAUAAUUUCAAACAAACUCUUAGUCUCUCCUCAAAAUUUUACCAUGGGUGACAAGGAGAACAAGGAGGCCACGAAUACGUGAGGGAUUACCAGAAUUCAAAUGGAUGUCCAGCUGAGCACGGCCGAUGGAGCACUGCAGCAAUGCUCCCGAGGGCUCUAAGCUCAAUUCCUGUUUCCUUUGAUUCAACUUUUAUUUUUUGAAGUGUCGAGUUUGUUUCAGGCUUUUUCGCUUGUUUGUGUUUGUUUAUGAGGAAAGAGUCUAAAUGUGACAGUUUGACGACACCUACAAUCCCCCUCUUUAUGAUUUCACCGCAAGGUUUCUCUCAGUGGACAAGCACACUUAGAAACUGAGGGCAGAUUUACAAAAUUAUGUAGAUCUCUCAGCCGCUCCGACAGACUCAGACUGCAAGACUAGACAGUGAGUGAGACUCAACAAUAACUGACCGACAAACCCUUAGAAAUAACGCACGGACAUGGACCAGACAAGUGAUAACUCCAGUCAGUGGGAACGGCAUGGAGUACUCUAAGAACAGGUACCCUCCCAAUUCCCGCCAAAUGACCAAAAUGCUACCACACCAUAAUUACAUGGCGUAGUUUACUAAAGCCACUCUAUAUUCGGUGUUUUUUUUUAUAACGAGCUUGUGGGGGAAGUUUCACAAAGCCUGCUCGGGUGGGACUCGGGCCCACGACCCCCUGUUGCUUGUGCAUGUAGGAAUCUUUACCGUCGAGUUUGGCUAGGCCCGCUGGCAGGCUCGCUUCUUUUGCAAGUGACGUGUGUCAGCGAAGGGCAAAAUAAGAUUGGAGUGUCAAUGUCCCAAGUGCGAAUUCCCCUCAACAAAGUUUCUGACAGAGACCGGAAAAAGAGGGGCGCACAUCAGCUCAGAGCAGGCUACCAGUCAAAUUUUUGCUGGUGUCCUGGCUGUAUCUGCUAUUUGGUCCUAUCUGUUGUUAACAUUUCAGGGAUGCUUUGUUGGCCCGACAAGCAGGGGUAGCAAUGAUAUAGGGCGACUCAGAAGCCCCUUUUUGGUUGCUACAUGUGUACUUCGUAAAUUUACGGCCUUUUUCCUUCUUCUUGGGCGCGAGUUGGAUCUUUUAAGUGAACCCAUGACAACAUGACCGACUCGACUGAUGGUGUUUGAAACUUACAUUUUGUAAGCCUACAUGAGACAGACCAAACUAACUUUGGCUAACAUCACAACGGAAUCUAGACAUUUUUGGUACAAACAUUUUCACGCGCGCCAAAGUUUUGUAUGGCAUAAUUGGCCCAAGUUCCAACACAUGCUGUGCCGUGUGUACAAAAAUGUGUAAACCUGUGUCACGUGUUUAUAAAUGCGUGUAUAUAUCUUCUAAGACGGCACAAAAUAUAAACAAGAUGUGACUACUUAUAUAAAUAGGAGAACUUUUUGUAAAUUUGGGCAGCUUUUCUACCUGAUGUGUGAUGUGUGUGCAAAAAAAGUUCUUUUUGUAACGCAGUUAAAGAUAAACAUGUUUCUUUUAAAAAAGACCUGGGCUGACAAAGACCGUGGAACCAGCUGUAAUCGCGUAAUGUUUUCAAGAAGAGGUAAAUGAGAGUGAGUUCGUGUUUUUUACUGCCACAUUUUCAGUGGCUGCGGGUUGGGGAAGUUUUGGAGUGGGACAAGCCGUCUUCCGCAUUUUCAGUCGGCCAAUUUCCCUCUGCUUAUCUGAGAGAGGAUAGCUGACGAUGCUACUUCUACCAAGAAAAUGAAAAACGACCUCCAUGGAGACGCACAGAAAACUAGACUUCAGAAGACAAGUGACAUUGAAUGAUUGAAUAAUAUGGCUGCAUUAUUUUGGCUUCUUUCACAAAUAUUUGAUUCUGUUUCUGUCUUCUUGGCACGCCAGAACUCUCCGUAGAUUAUGUAGGCAAUGUAAACAAACGUUCUAAGCACAGAUACAUUCUGUAACACUCUUUGGAAUGUUCAGGUGUUAAAUAUGGGUUUUUUUGUAUAUAUUCACAAAGAGUCGAUUUAUUUCGUAGGUGUAACAUUGGACAAGCAGGGUUUUCAUUGUGUUUUUUAUCCCGUUUUUCACUGCAAAAGUUGAUUUGCGUGUAGACGUUUUAACACAAGGGAGCGGAAAGUCUCUGAGGGGGUGCUACAUCCAUGCCAUGAGGUUACCAUGCCGGUAGCUUUCCAGAUUUUUCGUCUUUGUUACAUUGUACUGAGGGCCUUUUUGAACUUGAGAGAAUUGCAUGAGUUACUUGUACCCGAACAGAAAGAAACAACACAAUCAGUGUAAAAAGGAGAUGGUCGAACGGUUUUUUUUUUUUUUUUUUGGUCAGCUUGCAUUAAGGAUUCUUUUUUUCUACAACCUUAAGCAGUGAAAUUGUAUGGAGCAACUCCGAGCAGAAAUUGCGCGACCAACAGAUUGUAGUGUGGUUCCCAGAUCUAUAUAUUCCAACUAUUCUGAGAGAUCGUGGAUCUGGUAGCCGCCAUGGUCAGGUGACAAAAACUUGUGGGGGGGUAUCCCGUUUCUCAAAUAUUCCUAACUUGACAAAAGUUUCCGAGUGGUACGUUAUUUCUAAUUCGGUAACGUUCGGAAUAUUUGCAGUGUAUAAACCACCUUUCUUCACGGAUUUCCCGACAUGCCACAUUUUUCUUAAUUUGUUUUUGAAUACUUAGGCCUACUGCCACUUUUUGGUACCUCGUGACAACGGUUCACUUUUAAAAUUAACGGACACGCGCGCUCUGAAUCCAGGACAUUACGUCAUAUCUUUGUUAGUUAAUGGUGGCUAGUGGACCAACAGUUUAUCCCACGUCAGAGGGUAGUGUCGGGUGCGGGAGCCAGACUAAGCAAAUUCAUGAGCGGAGCAAAAAACGGUGAUAGGAACCAGCCACAAAGCAAUACACUACAUACAUUGCAUGACACUGCGGUCGGUAACCUGUUUUCUGCAACAGUUAAAACUGUGCUCAACACCUUUCCGUAGCUAUACACCCUCAACUUCAUGACACUGGGCCUCGCUGUAUAAGGGCAGGUUAAACGCUUUGGCGGAAAUUCUGUCAAAAAACCCACUGGUCUUUCCAUUUUGCCGAGACCUUCUUGCAGCAUUUUCGAUGAUAUUUCUCCCACAAAGACACUCAGGAAUAUGAGCAUGUCGCACUAGAAAAACAGGAGACGAUUCCGGGAUUUUCACAAAAGAAUUGGCACAGCCGGGCCCGCAGAUAAACUCGGAGUUCUUUCAUUCUUAGAGAACAUUACCCUGCCAUUCAGGAUCUAGACGAGACUGUCAAAGGACAACCAAAUGGGUAAUAUCAAAGAUUCUGGUCUUUUCCUAUGCAAAUGUAAUAUGUUACAUGUCUUCCCGAAUGUGCCGUUUUAAGUAAGUGUAAGAACAUAGGCUUGUUUUAUUUUAGCAGGUUGAUGAUAUUAUGAACAAGAGAGCUUUUUAAUGAAACAGUGCAGUGCACUUGUGGACAUUUGCAAUGCUGAAAAAUGUUUCCAGUUUUCUCCAGGGAGCAGCAAUCAAUCAGUAACUAACUGUCUAGGGUGAAAGCUCCAAUUCUGUAGCGCUACACUUGUACUGCGGGGCACAUAAUUAUACGUGCUCAUGCAUUCCUGGGCAUCUCAGCAUGAUUUUAUUUUUUAGUCCUGUCGUUAUUUUGAACAAAUUGUGCCCUGAGUUCGGCAUGUCCUAUGCCAGGCUGAGUGCUGAAUGUGCUUUUUUUUCCGUGACAUGAACAGUUCUACGAGCAAACAUUUUUUUAUAAGCAGCGCCAGGAAGACACUUCAGGCCGGGAUGAAACAAUGUCGAUGGACCACAUCGUCUGAAGACGGUGGCUGUUGUGAGCACGCUGGUGGAAUAAGUUCCAAUAAAAAUCUCAGUACGGGAGGGAGCCGCAUUUUGGCAGCCCCCUGCAUUUCAUAAAUUGCUGUAAAUUAUUACAUUGUAAUGAGGUUGGUAUGAGCACAUAAUUAUGACUACGGCCUUGGUUUGUUUUUAAGAGGUCGCCUAUUUGAAGUGGGAAACGUUUGCUGUUAGACAAAAAUAAAGAACUAAAACGA
This is a messenger RNA of Acanthaster planci (crown-of-thorns starfish), 8546 nucleotides long. RefSeq names its product potassium voltage-gated channel unc-103-like. The record is from RefSeq and is a predicted model, not a curated record. Gene Ontology annotation, biological process: potassium ion transmembrane transport; regulation of membrane potential. Gene Ontology annotation, cellular component: plasma membrane. Lineage: Eukaryota; Metazoa; Echinodermata; Asteroidea; Valvatida; Acanthasteridae. Gene Ontology annotation, molecular function: inward rectifier potassium channel activity.